This is a messenger RNA of Diuraphis noxia (Russian wheat aphid), 503 nucleotides long. It is a transcript of the gene SPARC, whose product is annotated as secreted protein, acidic, cysteine-rich. Lineage: Eukaryota; Metazoa; Arthropoda; Insecta; Hemiptera; Aphididae. Gene Ontology annotation, molecular function: protein binding; calcium ion binding; extracellular matrix binding. Gene Ontology annotation, biological process: anatomical structure development. The record is from RefSeq and is a predicted model, not a curated record.
GGUCCUUGUCAAAAAAAGCACUGUGGUGCUGGACGUGUUUGCAAGUUGACUGAAGAUGGAGAAGCAGAAUGUGUUUGUAUUUCAGAUUGUCCUGUUGAAACAGAGGAUAGAAGAAAGGUUUGUUCAAAUUAUAAUCAAACAUGGGGUUCUGAUUGUGAAAUUCACAGAAUGCGUUGCAACUGUGAAGAAAAAUCAGAAAAAUGUAGUAAUCCAGAAUUUAGUCACCUACAUGUGGAAUAUUAUGGAGCUUGUAAACAAUUGUCAGCGUGUUCUGACUCAGAAAUGGAAGAUUUCCCAAGGAGAAUGAGGGAAUGGCUUUUUCACAUUAUGCAAGACUUAGCAGAUAGAGAAGAAUUAAGCCCCCAUUUUAAAAAUAAGAUGAAUGAUGCAGAAACUAAUAUGACAAAACUUUGGAGUAAUGCUGCUGUUUGGAAGUGGUGCGAUUUAGAUGGUUAUCCACAUGAUAGGUUAGAUGACAAAACGUAUUAUUAAUUUAUUGACAA